AUGGCAUAUGACCGCUUUUUGGCCAUCUGCCAACCUCUGCGUUACCCCACUCUUAUGAGAAUGCAGGUAUGUAUGCAGAUGGCAGGGGCCUGCUGGGUUGGGGGCUUUGUCAGUGCUGCAAUACUGACCAUCAUCACCACAAGCUUCCCUUUUUGUGAUCAACCCAACAAGAUCAACCAUUUCUUUUGUGAGGAGCCAGCAGUACUGCCAUUGGCCUGCUUGGACACCUAUGUUGUAGAGAUUGUCCUCUUUGCAUUGAGUGUGAUUGUUCUCAUGCUACCUUUUGCCUUCAUAGUGAUCUCUUACAUCCACAUUGCUAGGGUGGUACUCAGGAUGCACUCAGCUGAGGGACGACAUCGAGCAUUUUCUACCUGUGCUACACAUCUCACUGUUGUCACAUUGUUCUAUAGCACCAUCAGCUUUACUUACUUGCAGCCUCGCUCCAACCGUGCUGCAGACCAGGAAAAAAGGUCCUCAGUCUUCUAUGCCUUGGUCUCUCCCAUGCUGAAUCCCAUCAUCUACAGCUUGAGAAACAAGGAUGUUAAACAGGCUUUGGCCAAAGUAAUGCAAAAAUUUAGCUGA
Messenger RNA from Heteronotia binoei (common prickly gecko), 582 nucleotides. Its product is annotated as olfactory receptor 2T35-like. Gene Ontology annotation, molecular function: olfactory receptor activity. The record is from RefSeq and is a predicted model, not a curated record. Gene Ontology annotation, cellular component: membrane. Gene Ontology annotation, biological process: G protein-coupled receptor signaling pathway. Lineage: Eukaryota; Metazoa; Chordata; Lepidosauria; Squamata; Gekkonidae.